Messenger RNA from Cladophialophora immunda, 3238 nucleotides. RefSeq lists its product as uncharacterized. Gene Ontology annotation, cellular component: nucleolus; 90S preribosome; small-subunit processome. NCBI's taxonomy places the organism in Eukaryota, Fungi, Ascomycota, Eurotiomycetes, Chaetothyriales, Herpotrichiellaceae. Gene Ontology annotation, molecular function: U3 snoRNA binding; protein binding. The record is from RefSeq and is a predicted model, not a curated record. The coding region runs from base 115 to 3111 and encodes 998 amino acids. The transcript has a single exon. Gene Ontology annotation, biological process: endonucleolytic cleavage in 5'-ETS of tricistronic rRNA transcript (SSU-rRNA, 5.8S rRNA, LSU-rRNA); endonucleolytic cleavage to generate mature 5'-end of SSU-rRNA from (SSU-rRNA, 5.8S rRNA, LSU-rRNA).
AACAGGUUCAGCCUUGGUGUCCCGUUGUUCGAUCCGUCCCGAUCGCCGCAAUACCUGUAUCUAAAGGCCUUUGUAUUCAUGGUGUGACUUUAAGGAUGCGAAUGUCCAGCGACGAUGGCCACCAAAAUCCACCACAAGACAACCUUUGAGGCUGCCAAAACCAUUGAGCCGAUUUUCACGGGCGGCGAUGUUUCGCACAAUGCAAGCGGCUCUUUCAUUGCAACGUGCGUCGAUGAGGAUGUCUUGAUUGUCAAUGUGCAGACCGGCAAGGUGCUCUGUCGUAUCGAAGGGGAUGGAGAAGCUGUGACAAGCCUGUGUCUGGCUCCGGAUUUAUACCAUUUAGUCAUUGCUUCGCGGUCGCUUUCACUACGGAUCUUUUCACUCAGACCUCUAGAAGGAUCUGGCACAAUAACUGCGGAACUUACGCGCACACUGAAGCCACAUACCACCCCGGUGGUGUCCUCGGCUAUAGAUGCCACGGGGUCACUGCUCGCGACGGGAGGCGCCGAGGGAACGGUGAAGGUAUAUGACCUCAGAGGUGGUUAUGUCUCGCAUACAUUCCAUGGCCACGGCGGGGUCGUUUCUGCUCUUCAUUUCUUCGAAACACAGUCAACAAGCCCAUCACAUGCCAAGACGAGCCGCAAGCGAAAGAGCCGCGGGGAAGACCAGAUGGAGGUCGACGACCCAUCUCCCGCUCGAUCGAUCUAUCUUGCUUCCGGCGGCGAAGAUGGAAAGAUCCGCGUCUGGAACCUAGCUGCUCGCAAACCCAGCGCUACCCUGGACUCACACGUUAGCGUUGUGCGAAGCCUGGAAUACUCCGAAGAGCAACAACUCCUCCUCUCAGCAAGCCGCGACCGGACAAUAAUUCUCUGGGAUGGCCGGACAUGGAAACAGCAAAGAGUUAUUCCGGCUCUGGAGGUGCUGGAAACAGCCGGUUUUCUGCUGGAAGGUCGAUUUUGCUAUGCUGGAGGAGAAAAUGGCGCAGUGAGGAUCUGGAACGUCACCACAGGCCGUGAAGUAACUCCCAAACAGAAACCAGGGCUUGAGAAUGAUGCUAUCACAGCUAUCAUCCCGGUGUCUGAGGAUGACGCGGUUCUGUCUAUCCAUCAAGAUCAAACGAUGAAGUUGCAGAGUAUCUCUGCUCUGCGAGAUCUCGGAAAGUCACAGUCGCUGGAGCCUUUACCAGUGAUUCGCACGAUAUCUGGAAACUAUGAUGAAGUUAUUGACAUGGCGUGUGUCGGUCCCGACAGGACUCUGCUGGCACUUGCCACCAACACGGAGAGUCUCAGACUGAUUUCGAUUCGAGACAAUGAUCAACAAGCAAAGUCCGACCCUCCAGACGGCGUCGAGUCUUUCGGAAACGAUGUUGCGCUGCUCGAGGGGCACGAAGACAUUAUCAUCUGCUUGGACGUCGAUUGGUCAGGAUAUUGGGUAGCAACCGGUGCAAAGGAUAACACUGCAAGGUUAUGGAGAUUAGACCCUGCCUCAUCAUCGUACGAAUGCUUUGCUGUUUUCGCCGGACAUGCAGAGUCCUUGGGCGCCAUCGCAUUACCUAGAAGCCCACCCACGGAUGGGCCGGCUUUGAGGAAUCCAGCAGCAUACCCGCCAGCAUUCCUGUUAACGGGCUCACAAGACAAAACUAUCAAACGAUGGGACACAGCGAAACUUAAGUACGACCAGUCAGCAACAGAACCUCAAACAGGCACGAAAGCCUUGUUCACCCGAGUUGCGCACGAGAAGGAUAUCAAUGCAAUGGACGUGUCACCCAUCUCACCACUAUUUGCUUCAGCGUCUCAAGAUCGCACUAUCAAGGUGUGGUCUCUGGAAGAUGGUUCGGUGACGGCCAUCCUACGCGGCCAUAAGCGAGGUGUCUGGUCCGUUCGCUUCUCUCCUGCAGGGACACCUCCCAUUUCUCUCCCAGACGGGGGAUCAAGUGGCGCUCGCGGACUGCUUGUGAGUGGCUCAGGCGACCGAACAGUCAAAGUAUGGUCCCUUUCAACCUACACCUGUCUCCAAACGUUCGAAGGGCACAGUAAUUCCGUGUUGAAAGUUGUUUGGAUCCCACCCGCCGAUUCCAAACCCAAAGAUGACGAUGCUGGAGAAGCAGCCCGGCCUGCCCAAGCGCAGUCAAACGAUCAACCCUUAGUAGCAUCCGCAUCCUCCGACACGCUGGUCAAAAUCUGGACGCCAUACUCCGCCCCCGACUCCGACCAUCUCCUAACCACCCUGGACAACCACACCGAUCGCGUGUGGGCGCUGGUCGCGCCAAACUCCUACCCGCGGACAACAACAUCUUCGUCCGCUGCGAGCAAAAAGCACAGCAAGCCGCAACCGCAAACCUAUCCUUACUCGCUGAUAUCGGGCGCCGGCGACGCAACCCUGACAUUCUGGCGUGACACCACGCUUCAAACCACAUUGCUGGCGUCUCAACGCGCGACUGAGCGAAUCGAACAAGACCAGCUCCUCCAGAACCACAUAUUCAGCAAAAACUACCGCGAGGCCAUCACCCUUUCUUUGGCGCUGGGCCACCCUGGUCGACUGCUGCGCGUCUUCGAGAAUGUGGUCAAUUCAUCCGAAUCCCGGAAAGAAACGGUCGAGGAUGGAGGCGACGACGACAAUGGUAGCGGCGGCAGCAGCAUUAUGGGCUCGAAAGCGGUGGAUGACGUCCUCGCCUCCCUGGACAGGACGCAGCUCUGGCAGUUGCUGGAGAACGUGCGAGACUGGAACACGAACGCCCGCACAGCCCCCGUGGCCCAGAGGAUCCUCAACUGCCUGCUGCGGUCGUACCCGAAGGACGUGUUCGUCGAGAUGGCCCGGGACCGGAAGAUAGGCGCCGUGGGCGGCGAGACGGAGACGACCAGGGGCCGACGAAACGCGGGCAGCGGAGCCGGCGGGAUGAAAGGGCUCUUGAGGGCGUUGGAAGUCUACACGGAAAGGCACUACAAGAGGAUGGAGGAGUUGGUCGACGAGAGCUACCUGAUCGAGUACACGCUCAGGGAGAUGGAUGAGGUUGCUGGCGUCUCGGCCGCGGGUGGACUGAACGGGCCGCUGCUCGCCAACGGGCACGAGGUGCAUGAUAAGGGCAUGGACGGAGAUAUUGUCAUGGUAUAAUCAAUCGGAUGGCGAUGACGGCGCUGUUGCUGUCGUGCAAUUUUAAAGAAAAGGGUCAUAAUGGGUAUUCAUAUUCUCUCGGAGCGUAAACCUACUGUCUAUGGAAGCUUCGGCGGUUGCUCUUCCC